Neoarius graeffei (lesser salmon catfish) is the source of this 801-nucleotide messenger RNA. RefSeq names its product low choriolytic enzyme-like. Lineage: Eukaryota; Metazoa; Chordata; Actinopteri; Siluriformes; Ariidae. Bases 1 to 801 code for a protein of 266 amino acids. Gene Ontology annotation, biological process: proteolysis. Gene Ontology annotation, molecular function: metalloendopeptidase activity; zinc ion binding. The record is from RefSeq and is a predicted model, not a curated record. The transcript is spliced from 7 exons.
AUGUUUGUGUAUAAAGUGACCGUGGGUCUGUUGGCCCUGCUGCUGCUCUGUUCUGGAGAGGAGGUGAGAGACAUGCAUGACCCGCUUGCUGAUCUGUCUGUGGGAGAGCGGCUCGAGAGGGUGAACAGUAACACCAUUCGUAGUGGAGAUAAACCUGAGCUGAUUGAAGGAGACAUUGCUGUUGCUGGCGAUAAUGGGAAAAACGCUGAUCCCUGCACCUCCUCCCGUUGCAAGUGGCCAAAGUCGGCCGAUGGCAAUGUCUACAUACCCUACGUGAUCGCCGAUGUAUACAAUGAUGAUCAGCGGAACGAUAUCCAGAAAGGCCUGGACUCUUUCAACAACACCUGUAUCCGUUUUAUUCAACGCUCCAAUCAGAAGGAUUAUAUCAGCAUUGAGUCUAUCAACGGAUGCUGGUCUUACGUUGGACGUCAAGGUAAUAAGCAGGCCCUGUCCUUGGAACAUAACGGCUGUGUCUACUUUCAUACCAUUCAGCAUGAGCUUCUUCAUGCUCUGGGCUUUCAUCAUGAACAGACCCGCAGCGACCGAGACAGCUACAUCGUUAUUGUCUGGGAGAACAUUGAGGAGGACAAGAAGUACAACUUCAACAAGACGGACACUCUCAACCAGAAUACACCUUACGACUACAACUCCGUCAUGCAAUACCACAAAACUGCUUUCUCUAAGAAUGAUAAGCCCACGAUGAUCCCCAUCCCUAACCCCAAUGUGACCCUCGGAACGGCUACUGAAAUGAGCCCAAAUGACAUCCUCAGAAUCAAGAGACUCUACAACUGCUGUGAGUAG